Molecule: messenger RNA, 666 nt
Organism: Rattus norvegicus (Norway rat)
Lineage: Eukaryota; Metazoa; Chordata; Mammalia; Rodentia; Muridae
Gene: Ccl26
Product: C-C motif chemokine ligand 26
Exons: 4
Coding region: 221-505 (94 amino acids)
Source: RefSeq, marked validated
GACCAUAACAACAGAAGAAUUUCAGACAGGUAUCCAUGGUAGCAGAAGUUCAAUGGCUAGCCAGACUUUGAGGAGCACCUCAGAUGGAGGAGGGUUCUUGAGCGUCCACACAAAAGUAGUCAGAUCACAACCAGCAACGUGGAUGGUAUCACACAGACUCAGAGAAGACAAACCAGGAGGAGCUGAGGAGCCAUCUAUAAAGGGCCCGGGUGAAUGGACCAUGAAGACCUUCUCUUUAGGUCCCAUUGUUCUCCUGGCCGUCUUCCUCAGUGUCCAGCUUGGUGUUGCCACGUGUGAGAGUGAAAUGCCCAUGCCCUGCUGUUCCUAUUUCAGCCACUACGUGAUCCCGUGGCACUGGCUGUACAGCUACCAGAUCACCGACAGCUCCUGCCCCAAUGAGGGCGUCAUAUUCACCACAAAAACUGGUAAGCAAUACUGUGUCCAGCCAGGGGACAAGUGGGUGCAGAGAUACAUUUCCUUGUUGAACGCCAAGAAGCAUUGGUGACCCCGCUGAAUUUUCGGCCCGAGGACCAUUCAAUGCAGCUCUCGGCUCCUUUGCGCUCAUGGAAUCUGGUGCAUUGCUUUAAAGACUUCGCAGCCCUGCUGGAAGGAGAGCGUGGUUUUCAUUGCAGAUUUUUAAAUAAAGAUUUGAUUUCAAUAGGUCUA